AUGAGAGCAGCCACAAGAAAUCAUGUUACGAAUCGACUAUUCAUGACUACCUUCCUGGUAGCCUUCUCGUCGGUAGCCUUGGGGUCCGUUUUGCCGUGUCCGGCUCACACACUAGACUCCGACAGUCCCACACACGAUCACCAGCGAGCAAACCAGCACCAGAAGCCCGCUGUUCAACAAAACAAGGUUACAGAUAUAUGA
Torulaspora globosa is the source of this 201-nucleotide messenger RNA. It is a transcript of the gene COA2, whose product is annotated as Coa2p. NCBI's taxonomy places the organism in Eukaryota, Fungi, Ascomycota, Saccharomycetes, Saccharomycetales, Saccharomycetaceae. Gene Ontology annotation, cellular component: mitochondrial matrix. The transcript has a single exon. Gene Ontology annotation, biological process: mitochondrial respiratory chain complex IV assembly. The coding region runs from base 1 to 201 and encodes 66 amino acids. The record is from RefSeq and is a predicted model, not a curated record.